AUGGAGUGCUAUAUACCGUUAGAUAGGCUGAUAGCAAACGAUGACAUUGCUCAGUUAGCUAAAUCUCACGAAUCGAGAAAGUUUGUGCUGUUCGAUGAGGACUUAAAGAUGGUACUACGGUCUAAGGGUACGCUACGACGGUUCGAAGCGUGGAUUAAUGAUGCUAAAGUUUACAGUUCAUCAAUCGACAGUACAUUCGAUCGCGUAGGUAAUGUUUGGCAACUGAAAAGUGGGAUUUGUGCGAGACACUUCUUUCGAUCCAGCGUUGCAAUGAAUAAUGGGUAUAACAAUCUGAUCAAAUUCACAAUCGACUACGAUGAGAGCUCGGAAAAUAAUCAGACUACAACUCCAUUGAAUGGAGAGAUGAGCGAGAGUGAUGAUGAUAUUUUACCCAGUUUUGAACCUGUCUCGUGGGAAAGUUCGAUCAUUAAACAUACAAAGCACCUGAAUCUGGAGUCUGCAAGCCAAGCAGAAACCGAACGUACAGAAUUGGUAUAUCCAAUAUACUCCUUACUGAAUAUGAGACUGCGAAACUCAUCAUUAAGACCGCGUCAUUCAGUCAUAUCCUCUUUGGAUUUCCAAACCUCGAAGGCAUCGAUCCAGCUCAGUCAAAAAUACUUGCCCAAACAAUCAUUCGAACUGGUAUUCCAAGAAGUUCUCUACGAAUUAGUCGACAAGGAUACUCACAUCCCACUGAACCCAAUUUGUCCCCUCAAGACUCCCUUCAAAUGCGUUGCCUACGAUAGCUGGAGUCUCACCUAUCAAUUGCCCAUAGUCUCAGGAACUACACCUCAUCGUGUCAGCAUCGCUUUGAAUUACAUCUUAUCAGUACCUGAGACUCAACUACAAAUUCCCGUCAUGACCAAGUGGGAAACAGACGUAACUCUGAAGAGACCUAUGAGCAGUAAUAGUAUAUCACAGGUAUCUUCCGCCAUAUCUACACCAAGACUAUACGGCAUCUCCCCACGGAACAACGUUCUAAACUCCACAAUUUCUCUAGUUAACAACAAGUCCAACAACGUCAGAUUCAAGUUCGUCACCAACAAAGUUGUCGUAACAAAGGGCGAGAAGUUCACCCUCCAAUUGCAAAUCUUCAACUCAUCGGCCUCUGCACUCAACAUGGUCGUCUACUACAACAACAAGGUGCCCUUGCCGGAUCAACAGUCAUCUCCAGUGCCAUUGGACAAGCAAUUUCAACUAUACAAACGUCAGUGCAAGGUAUCAGAGGGUAUUAUUCUACUUUCAAAUGACUAUAAGAUUCCAACUAUAGAGCCGCACGAAACCUACCUCGUUGAUCUCGAUUUCAUUGGUAUAAUGUCGGGACUCUACUCGACUCUCUCCGGACUCAAGAUGAUCGAUCUCAAGACUAGUGAAGUAAUCGAGAUAGGCCAAGGUUGUUCAAUAUUCGUCAAUUGA
Molecule: messenger RNA, 1416 nt
Organism: Torulaspora delbrueckii
Lineage: Eukaryota; Fungi; Ascomycota; Saccharomycetes; Saccharomycetales; Saccharomycetaceae
Gene: TRS65
Product: Trs65p
Exons: 1
Coding region: 1-1416 (471 amino acids)
Biological process (GO): intra-Golgi vesicle-mediated transport
Cellular component (GO): trans-Golgi network; TRAPPII protein complex
Source: RefSeq, a predicted model, not a curated record